Messenger RNA from Racocetra persica, 354 nucleotides. Lineage: Eukaryota; Fungi; Glomeromycota; Glomeromycetes; Diversisporales; Gigasporaceae. The record is from the annotation of a GenBank genome assembly.
AUGUCGUCAGAGCUUGAAUUAUUGAGACAACAAGUUACCAAGCUUGAAACUGAAAAUACCAAAUUAAAACAGAUCAUCGAAGAAAUUGCUAAUCUUAGGAUCGAAAAUACAAGACUAAAACAAAUCAUAAAACAAAAUCGGACUACUAAUGAUGCUUCACAAGUACCUAUUCUAUCACAUAUUAAUGGUUCUGAUGAAGUUACGGCUCAGAUUAUAGUAGACUUGUUUAACACGGCGAUGAAAACUAGACAAAAGGAGAAUUUAUGUUGGUAUUGUUACACUAAAGCGUAUGAAAAUCGAGUUAAUGAUAUUAAAUCCAAGAAUAAAAUUGACGAUCAAUCAGCGAGAACUUUG